GCACCAAAACUGAUCGCAAUGCAAUUCACAAGAAAUGUAAAUAUUUUAUCAUAUGUCCAGUACGUAGAUUCGACGCACGGAAACGUAAUAUGUAGUGAGGUCACCGAACGGUUCUAACCGGGGAGUUUUUUUGACACCCAGACAGCAAAACGACAGGCAGUUUUCAAGCGGGCGAAAGUGUUUUUUGACGAAAAAAAUUUGCACUUAUCAAGCGGCCGGGGCUUUGUUGUCAAACAAGCCCGGUCGAAAACUAUCGAUUCGCACUUGAUAAAACGACGCAGGGGAGCCGGCAAAAGGGGCGCCCUUCUGAGGCGCCCACCGCCUUGAUUUCUGGCGAUUUGGGGCGCCCAAAAAGGGGCGCGCAAAAAACGCGCCCAAAACCAGAACAGCGAAACAGCAUGGCGCGGCCGCGAUUUCGGAGCAUUUUGGGCGGCCGCGAAAGCGGCCGCCUUUUCGCCGGUUUUAGAGCCUGGGAAGCUUUGCAAAAAGCGCUGGCGAGAAAUAUAAAAACGCAAAAAAGAAAAAGCGCGCCAGACGCGCAAAGCCAAUCCGCAUGCUAUGGGCCCGAUUUUUCCUCGCUUUUUGGGCGCCCCCCGUGGCGCCAGGAUCGGCCUCAUAGCAUGUGGGCUGGCUUUCGGAAAGGAAUUUCGAAAAUCUGCCAAAAUUUGCGACGCUUAUCAGGCGGCCGCCAUACCGUGGGGCCUAACGUUACUCACGGCGGUAUGGCGGGCCCAGAAAAAUCAAAGCCGCGGCCAAGGCGACGGCCGGCAAGAAAACGCCCACGACCUCACUACCUCCGCCUCGGCGGCUAUACUUGGUAUUUAUUAAUGCCAAGAAAAGUUAGAACUAGAAGUGAAGCCAAAUGAACGUCCACACAACUCCAAGCAGAAAGAGGUAAGUCGCAUACUAUAACCAAGAGCGCAGAGUUUAAUAGCAGAAAUAGACCAGAUGGGAUAAAAGUACAAGAGCCUAGGACCGCACGCAAGCAUUCUCUAGCUCGAUUCAAGUCGUCUUUUCUACACCCGAACACUAUGUCAAUAUUUCUGCUCUGAAACAGAGCAAGCGUUAUUUUCAGGUAU
This is a messenger RNA of Amoebophrya sp. A120, 1079 nucleotides long. Lineage: Eukaryota; Dinophyceae; Syndiniales; Amoebophryaceae. The record is from the annotation of a GenBank genome assembly.